Messenger RNA from Setaria italica (foxtail millet), 909 nucleotides. Its product is annotated as probable inactive nicotinamidase At3g16190. NCBI's taxonomy places the organism in Eukaryota, Viridiplantae, Streptophyta, Magnoliopsida, Poales, Poaceae. Bases 101 to 700 code for a protein of 199 amino acids. The transcript has 5 exons. The record is from RefSeq and is a predicted model, not a curated record.
CCUAUUGCUCUAUAAAUUGCUCCAGCACCGCGGAGAUCCCAGGAUCUGAGUCACAAAUAGAACCCCGAGUUGUCUUUUCGAUUGCAUGAGCUAGCGAUCCAUGGGGUCUGCCAACAACAACAAGUGGAGCGAGACUGCAAUGCUCGUCAUCGACAUGCAGAAGGAGUUCGUAGACCCCGCAAUGAGCAGCCCGGCGUUCCUGGCCGGCGGGGAAAAGAUCAUCCCUGCCGUUGCCGAGGCCGUCGAACUCGCACGGAAGCGCGGCAUUUUCGUCGUCUGGGUUGUGAGAGAGCACGACCCUGAUGGAAGGGACGUCGAGCUCUUCCGUAGGCACUUGUACUCCGGGGGAAAGGGCCCCGCGAUGAAAGGUUCCAAAGGCGCAGAGAUGGCCGAUGGGCUUGUCGUCAAAGAAGAGGACUAUAAGGUGGUGAAAACAAGGUUCAGCUCUUUCUUCGCGACGAACCUGGAUUCGGUCCUUAAAACCUCAGGGAUCAAGAACCUGGUUGUUGUUGGGGUUCAGACACCAAAUUGUGUCCGGCAGACUGUCUUUGAUGCCGUCGCACUGGACUAUGAGAAAGUUACGGUUAUUGUUGAUGCAACGGCUGGUGCUAAUCAAGAAAUCCAUUUGUCAAACAUCAGAGACAUGAAGAACAUUGGAGUGGAAGCACCAACUGUGGAAGCCUGGAGUCGUUACGUUUGAUUAUGCUCAGCACCAAGGAGACAUCACCGAGCGUAUGAUCAGAUGCAAUGCAACGUGCGGUUCGUUAAAAAGGAAGAAUUAUAUUGUACUGUAUAUGUCUGCUAUUAUCGUGCCAGAUGUUAUAUGCAUGUGCACAAACUUGUAAUAAUCGCUCCUGCACACAGAGUUCGGACCAUUUCGCUGUGCCUUCAUGUCGUCUCCUAAUCUCC